Apis mellifera (honey bee) is the source of this 2803-nucleotide messenger RNA. It is a transcript of the gene Fatp3, whose product is annotated as long-chain fatty acid transport protein 4. NCBI's taxonomy places the organism in Eukaryota, Metazoa, Arthropoda, Insecta, Hymenoptera, Apidae. The record is from RefSeq and is a predicted model, not a curated record. The transcript has 13 exons. Gene Ontology annotation, molecular function: long-chain fatty acid transmembrane transporter activity; long-chain fatty acid-CoA ligase activity. Gene Ontology annotation, biological process: triglyceride homeostasis. The coding region runs from base 290 to 2170 and encodes 626 amino acids. Gene Ontology annotation, cellular component: endoplasmic reticulum.
UCGCACCGCAUACACUAUCCAUCCAUCCAGUGAACGUUUAGUCGUCGUUCGAUCGCCAUAUCGAACGGUUUACUCGUGUCGAGUACUUUUUUUUCGCACGUCGUCGGAUUAUCGGAUUAAUUUCGAGCGUGUGUUUCUCGUUGUUUUUUCUUUUCCUCUCUCUCUCUCUCUCUUUCUCUGUCUGUCUUUAUUUAAAAUAUCGUACAAGGACGACGAUCAUCCGAUCGAUCACGCGCCCAUAGAUCGAGGCACGUUUUUUUUUAUUAUUGUUAGAAAUCGUUAGGAAACCAUGGGAGUGAACGAAUUGGUGAUCGCGGUUCUGACCGUGUGUAUCGGCGCCUACUUGCUCACAGGAAAACGACGACGCUUCAUUUAUUUGCUCUACAAAACCUUACCUAGAGACGUGCUGGGCGCGUACAGAUUCAUUCGGGUGAACGUGUUGCUGUGGUGGUGGGAAUGGCAAAAAUUAACCGUGGCCAAGAUAUUCAGCAGGCAAGCCACGGCUAAUCCGGAAAAGAUCGCUUUCAUCUUCGAAGACAAGGAAUGGACUUACAGGGAGUUGGAAGGAUACAGCAAUCGGAUUGGGCGUUACUUCACCGGCAAAUCCUUGUCCCGAGAAGAUAGCGUUGGCCUUAUUAUGGAAAGUCGGCCCGAAUACGUAGGGAUCUGGCUGGGUCUGAGCAAAGCCGGUUUGGUGGGCGCUCUUCUCAACACGAAUCUUCGACAGGAUGUCCUGAUGCACAGUAUCAAAGCAGCCAAUUGCAAGGCUGUCAUCUUCGGGUCGAAUUUCAAGGACGCAAUGGUCGAAAUUAGAGAGAGAAUUCCCAAUGUGGCUUUGUACCAAUGGUCCGAACUUCCCGACACAUCGUGCCUGGAAGGAGCGAUCGAUCUGAACCCGGAAAUUAGUAGCGUAGAUUCGGGACCCUUGGACACAGUGGCCCUCGGUACUCCUAGGGACAAAUUGAUCUAUAUAUACACGUCUGGCACCACAGGGAUGCCGAAAGCUGCCGUUAUAACAAAUUUAAGAUACAUGCUGAUGUCAUGCGGUGUUAACUCCAUGUUAAAUCUACGUCCAACCGAUCGUAUUUAUAAUUCCUUGCCACUCUAUCACACGGCUGGGGGCCUAAUUGGAGUAGGUCAAGCAUUGCUGAGAGGAAUCACCGUCGUGCUUCGCAGACGUUUCAGCGCUUCCAAAUUUUGGCCGGAUUGUGUUCAUUACGAGUGCACCGUUGCUCAGUACAUCGGCGAGAUAUGUCGAUAUCUGCUCACUGCGCCGGCUGCCCCUUGCGAUACUACGCACAAAGUUCGACUGAUGUUUGGAAAUGGUCUCAGACCCCAGAUAUGGAAACCUUUCGUGGAUAGAUUCGGCGUGAAGCAAAUAGGGGAAUUUUAUGGUGCGACGGAAGGGAAUUCGAAUCUUGUGAAUAUCGAUAACACGAUUGGAGCGGUUGGAUUCGUCCCGUUGUGUGGCAGUUCUUUGUAUCCCGUCGCUUUAUUAAGAGUAGACGAAGAGACUGGAGAACCGUUGAGGGGACCGGAUGGCCUCUGCAUUCGUUGUAAACCUGGAGAAUCGGGCAUCUUUGUUGGGAAGAUCAAUCCGAAAAGGGUAUUGAACGAUUUUUCUGGAUACGUGGAUAGGAAAGCAUCGGAACAAAAGAUUCUUCGCGACGUAUUCAGGAAAGGCGAUCGAGUGUUUAAUUCUGGCGACAUUUUGCUCAUGGAUGAAUUCGGAUACUUUUAUUUCAAGGAUAGGACCGGUGACACGUUCAGAUGGCACGGCGAGAACGUUGCCACUUCCGAGGUGGAGGCUGUCGUCAGCAACGUGAUAGGUUUAAAAGAUGCAGCUGUAUACGGAGUCGAGGUACCUGGAACCGAGGGAAAGGCUGGGAUGGUCGCCAUUUACGAUCCAGAAUAUACUUUGAACGUCAAAGAAAUGGCGGACGGCGUGAAGAAGUCUUUGCCGUCGUAUGCCAGACCACUUUUCGUUCGAGUGUUGUCGGAAUUGCCGAUGACUGGUACGUUUAAAUUGAAGAAAAAAGAUCUUCAAGAGGAUGGAUUCGAUAUUAAGAAGAUCACAGACCCGAUUUAUUUCCUCGACAACUCUGGUGUCUACGUAAAGUUAACGGAAGAAAUUUACAACAAUAUACUGGAGGGGAAAAUUCGAUUGUGAAUUCGUAAUUUUUUUUUUUAGCGAGUUCUACUUCCAAAGUAUAAACAAUCUCGUUCUUUUUUUUUUGUAUAAUUUCUAUUUAUUGACGAGAGGAAUAAUCUAUUUAGACAGAUUUAUCUUUUGUCUAAAAAAAAAAAAAUAUCAACAAUAUUUCCGAACGAAAUUUUAUCAAGCCAAACUUGCUAUCGGAAGAAUUGUUAUUACAUUUAUAUACGUAUUUUUAUAUCUAUUUUAAUUUACGAUUCUUAUAAUAGAAACUGUAAGAAAGUUUCGGAGAAAUAGUAGAAUUGUAAGAGAUAGAUAAUAUUUUAAUAGAUGCACGUAUCUCAAGAAAGGAAAAAAAAAAACAAACAAAAAACGAAAGAGAAAGAAAAGUAUUGACUGAAGCAAGAAACUUACGUCUCGAAAAAAAAUUGGUUAAUUUUUUGCGAUGUCGCCUAGACGGAUCAUUUCUCAACAUUUGUCCAGUCGCAUGUAAUGUCCUAGAGAUUUUAAGACUUUUAAGUUAUUUUAUAAGAGGAUGGCGAAGACAGGGAGCGAAACGACUGUAACUCUGUAAAGUAACCGUGUAUAAAACGAAACUCUGCGUCAUAGUUUAAUAAAUUGUCCCCUUGUUGAAAAAAAAAAAAAAAA